GGGCGCGCAGUCCUUGCUGCGCGCAGCAAAGUUGGUCCGAGCCGGGCCGUGGGGCGGGCACAAAAGCGCCGCGCCCGGCUGCGCUGCGUUGGGAGUCGGCGCCGGGGGCAGUGGGGGCUCAGCUGUGUCGAGCCGAGCCGGGCAGUUGUCCCGUGGCUCGCAGGAUGCCGGCUACUGCUCAGCGGCGUGAAGCGCGGGUGCUGUGUGCGCUGCUAUGUGUGGCCCUGGGGCGCUGCUACAACGUGGACGUGGGUCAUCCCACGGUUUUCCAGGGUCCUAACGGGUCCUUCUUCGGGUUCUCCGUGCUGCAGCACUAUCACGACAACACGCGGUGGGUCUUGGUUGGUGCUCCCAAGGCAGAAUCUAGAUACAGCACCUCUGUUCAGUCCCCAGGAGCAGUGUUUAAAUGUCGAGUCCAUACUAACCCUGACAGAAGAUGCACUGAACUGGAUAUGGGUCGAGGCAAUUCUCGGGGCAUGAUUUGUGGAAAGACCUGCAAAGAAGACAGAGAUGAUGAAUGGAUGGGUGUGAGCCUGGCUAGACAGCCAAAGGCUGGUGGAAGUGUGCUGGCAUGCGCGCACCGCUGGAAGAACAUCUACUACGAGACGGAGUACAUCUUGCCCCACGGCUUCUGCAACAUCAUCCCCCCAAACCUGCAGCCCAACGGGAGGAAGCUCAUGCCCUGCUAUGAAGAGUACAAGAAGAAGUACGGGGAGGAGCACGGCUCAUGCCAGGCAGGGAUCGCAGGCUUCUUUACUGAGGAGCUGGUCAUCAUGGGGGCACCAGGAUCCUAUUAUUGGACAGGAACUGUCAAAGUCCUGAAUCUCACUGACAACACCUAUUACAAGCUGAAUGACGAUGCUGUGAUAGCCAGGCGGUACACGUACCUUGGAUAUGCAGUGACAGCAGGGCACUUCUCUCAGCCAACUACCACGGAUGUUGUAGGAGGAGCUCCCCAGGAUGGAGGCAUUGGAAAGGUUUAUAUUUUCAGAAUAGACAGACGAUCAGGCUCUCUAGUAAAGAUUUUUCAGGCUUCAGGAAAAAAGAUGGGCUCUUACUUUGGCUCCUCCUUAUGUGCAGUUGAUCUGAACUCUGACGGGUUGUCAGACCUGCUGGUCGGAGCACCUAUGUUUUCUGAGAUCAGAGAUGAGGGUCAAGUCACAGUCUAUAUCAACAGAGGAAACGGCGUGCUGGAGGAGCAGCUCAUCCUGGAUGGUGAUGGUGCCUAUAACGCACACUUUGGGGAGAGCAUGACUGCCCUUGGUGACAUCGAUGACGAUGGCUUCCCAGAUGUUGCCAUCGGAGCACCUAAGGAGGAUAACUACAUCGGAGCAGUGUACAUUUACCACGGGGACACCAAUGGUAUCGUACCUCAGUACUCUAUGAAGCUGUCUGGGCGAACAAUAAACCCCAUGCUGCGGAUGUUUGGCCAGUCCAUAUCAGGGGGAGUAGAUAUGGAUGGCAAUGGCUAUCCAGAUGUGACUGUUGGAGCCUUCUUGUCAGACAACGUGGUGCUUCUGAGGUCCAGGCCUGUCAUUACUGUGGACAUCUCCAUUUUCCUGCCUGCAUCCAUCAAUAUCACAGCUCCUCAGUGCCAUGAUGGCUUGCAGCCAGUGAACUGUCUCAAUGUCACAGCCUGCUUUCACUUCAGUGGCAAGCGCCUUCCUGGAACAAUAGGUUUGAAUUAUAACUUAACUGCUGAUGUGGCAAAGAAGGAAAAGAGCCAGCAACCCAGAGUUUACUUUGUGACUUCUGGAGAGCCAGCGGGGCAGAUCACAGAGAAGUUACAGCUCUCAUUCAAGCAGGAAAAGUGUGACCACUACCUAGCGUAUGUCAAGAAGAGAGUCAAAGAUGUCAUCUCUCCAAUUGUAUUUGAAGCUGCUUACAGCCUUGGGGAACAUCUGAUAGAAAGAGGAAGAGACACUAAGGAACUACCUGCUCUCAAGCCUGUCCUCCGCUGGAAGAAAGGACAAAAGAUAGCGCAGAGGAAUCAGACUGUUUUUGAAAGGAACUGUCAAUCUGAUGACUGUGCUGCUGAUUUGAAACUUCAGGGUAAAUUGCUGCUGUCCAGCGUUGAUGACAUAACUGCCUACCUGGCCCUGGGAGCAGUGAGGAACAUCUCACUGAACAUUUCCAUCUCUAACGUGGGGGAUGAUGCCUACGACACCAAUGUGUUCUUCAAUUUUUCUGGGGAGCUCUUCUUCAUCAAAAUGUGGCAAAAGGAGGAGAUGGGCAUUGCCUGUGAGUUGCUGGAGUCAGACUUCCUCAAGUGCAGCGUAGGAUUUCCUUUCAUGAGAUCAAAAUCUAAGUACGAGUUCAGUGUGAUCUUUGACACGAGCCAUUUGUCUGGGCAAGAAGAAAUGCUCACCUUCCUCGUCACUGCCCAAAGUGGGAACCUAGAACGCACUGAAUCUCUGCAUGAUAAUACUCUAACCUUGUCAGUGCCCCUGAUGCAUGAAGUGGACUCAUCUAUCAAUGGAGAAGUCUUCCCUACUUCAUUUUUCUACGGUGAUUCUGUGGAAGUAUACAACUUUGUCCAGCUGGAAAAUCAUGAAUGUCUUUUCCAGUCUCUCAACUUCACACUGCAGGUGUACAAUGCAGGGCCAAGCACUCUUCCUGGAGCCUUUCUUGACAUCUCAUUUCCAAACCGCCUGUCUGCCACUGGAGCCGAAAUAUUUCACGUGCAGCAGAUGACAGUUGGUCAGGACAAAGGAAGCUGUUCUUUCCACAGAAACCCCAGCCCAUGCGUUGUUCCUCAAGCAAAUGAAAAUAUUUUCCACACAAUUUUUGCUUUUUUCACAAAGUCUGGCAGAAAAGUGUUGGACUGUGAAAGACCAGGCAGGUCCUGCUUAAUUAUACGCUGCAAUUUAAGCUCACUAGCCAAAGCAGAGUCCUGUGAUAUAAGCAUCUACACACUGCUGAAUACUGAGAUACUGAAGAAGGACAGUUCAUCAGUCAUCCAGUUUGUCACCAGGGCAAGGGUGAGGGUGGACCCUGACCUCAGAGUUGUGGAGGUGCCCAAUGGAAGUCCAGAAGAAAAACCAGUGGUCUUUGAGGCUUUGCACAAUCUGGAGCCUCGCGGAUAUGUUGUCGGAUGGAUCAUUGCCAUCAGUUUGCUGGUGGGAAUUCUCAUCUUCCUCUUGCUUGCUGUGCUCUUGUGGAAGAUGGGCUUCUUCCGCCGGAGGUACAAAGAAAUAAUUGAGGCUGAAAAGAGCAGAAAGGAGAACGAAGACAGUUGGGACUGGGUGCAGAAAAGUCAGUGAACUGCCUACGAAAACUACAGCCCAGUCAUAUGGCACCCGCUUGCUAGCCUGUAGGUCCUGCUCUCGUAUCUUCCAUAUGUGGAAGAAGGAAUCUUCUCCAGAUUUUUCGGAGACCCCCUUGAUGCUGUGUCUGUAUCACUCCAACACGCUAGGGAACAUAUCCUGAGGCAAUCACUGCGGCCAUGCCAGGUGACUGGAGCGAUUUACACUUCAUUUAAGAGCUGAACUUUGAAUGUUGGUAACCAAGCUGCAGUGCAGAGCAAUAUUUAUAAAUCCAACUAUGUGGUAUACCCUCAGGGGAAGACUCUUACCUAAAAGUAUUUUUUAUAAAUAUAAGCUUUUUAUAUUGAUUAUGUCUUUAUAUUUGUAUCAAUGUUUUAUAGUGUCUAUUGAAUGGCUAUAUAGUUCACUCAAGCACUGAUAUCUGGCUAAGUCCUUGGAAAUACAUAUAUGUGUAUAUAAACCCCCCUUGUGCUUUUCAAUGCGAGAGAGAGAAGAGAGGUUCGCAGAGAAAAGUAGCUGAAAUCCUCACACGCUUCAUUCACAAGGCUUGGUAAUGUUGUGUAUAGACCAUUUAAUGGCAGUAAGCCAAAGUCUUUUCACCCUCUCUUUCUUUGAGUUGAAAUUUGGUGUUUGAUUUGUAAACUAAAGAACCUAAAGAACAUUAAAAAAACUAAGGAGCAUCAAAGAACAGUACACAGA
This is a messenger RNA of Pogoniulus pusillus (Red-fronted tinkerbird), 3965 nucleotides long. It is a transcript of the gene ITGA9, whose product is annotated as integrin subunit alpha 9. Gene Ontology annotation, cellular component: external side of plasma membrane; integrin complex. Gene Ontology annotation, molecular function: integrin binding. Gene Ontology annotation, biological process: cell adhesion mediated by integrin; cell-matrix adhesion; cell-cell adhesion. Bases 165 to 3263 code for a protein of 1032 amino acids. The record is from RefSeq and is a predicted model, not a curated record. Lineage: Eukaryota; Metazoa; Chordata; Aves; Piciformes; Lybiidae. The transcript is spliced from 28 exons.